This is a messenger RNA of Drosophila serrata, 733 nucleotides long. RefSeq names its product UPF0488 protein CG14286. NCBI's taxonomy places the organism in Eukaryota, Metazoa, Arthropoda, Insecta, Diptera, Drosophilidae. The record is from RefSeq and is a predicted model, not a curated record.
UUUUUGGCCAGCUGGACUGGUCACUCUGCCACCCAGCGGCGAGCACAUUGAACAUUAAGAGAAAUAACAAUAAGUCGUAAAUUUCCAUAAACAUGCAUAGACGACGAACACCCAAGACGCUGAGCAAACCGCCGCCCAUUCAAGGUCCCCCUAAAAAGACUGUUCCCAUAGCAGAACCGGUAGAGGACUCUGCACCGUCGCCCGACGGCGUGCAGUUCGAACUGGAGCUGUGCUGGUGCGUCCAGCAACUGCAGGAUGCCCUCAACGGCGGCAAAUUGAGCCAGAAACUUGCCGAAGACACCGCCAAGAACCUCAAAAUCCUGACUAGCUCGACGGCGCCGUUGAUCAGAAAGCGGCAGGUGAUGAAGUUAUCCAUGGGCGACUACCGGGCAAAGAUGCAGCAGGAGGAAAAGAAGAUGAUGUUGGCUUCCAAGCAAGUCAAGUUCACACCUGCCGUUGCAGCCGCAAAAAAGUCUAGUUUCGUGAAGAAGUCGGCGCUGUUGACAUCUGGAAAAGAUUUCCGCUUCGAUUUUGCCGUGCCAUCCACCGCCGACAAUAAUAAGAACAGCGGCGUCUCCACGCCCCAGCCAGUUCAGGCUUCCGGUUUCUCACAAAGCAGCACGGGAACACCCUUCAAAUUCAACUGCAUUGAGGAGGAAUCCGCGAACAACAUCAACUUGAGCGGCUUGAUGCUAACGUAGAAAAUAAUAAUAAACAGUAAUGAUCAAUUUAA